UUAAAGAAACAGAAAGCUAAAUGCAAUAAUGGGUUAAGUUAAAAAGAGACACACAUUAAAGUUGGUGCCAUAGGACUUUCCUUAAUAAAUGCUUCACUUCCCCUCCUUUUCUUUUCAAAAUUCAAAUUCACACCCCUCUUACCUAUUAUACACUUUUCUUUCUAAAUACUAUACUUUUUUUCUUUUGAAUCUUUUCAUUGUUCUACUUUUAGUUCAAAUUUUUCUAGUGAAAGAAAUAUAAUAGAACCAUGCAGUGAUGGAAAUUACAAACCGAUAGAGAAAGGUUUGCUUUGAAAAAAAAAGGGGGGUGUGAAAAUGAGUACAGCAAGAUUCAUCAAAUGUGUUACUGUUGGAGAUGGUGCUGUUGGAAAAACUUGUAUGCUUAUCUCUUACACAAGCAACACUUUCCCUACGGAUUAUGUGCCUACAGUUUUUGAUAACUUUAGUGCAAAUGUUGUGGUUGAUGGUAGCACAGUUAAUCUUGGAUUAUGGGACACUGCUGGACAAGAGGAUUACAACAGGCUUAGGCCUUUGAGCUAUAGAGGAGCAGAUGUGUUCUUGUUGGCCUUUUCUUUACUCAGUAGAGCCAGCUAUGAAAAUAUCUCUAAAAAGUGGAUUCCUGAAUUGAGACAUUAUGCUCCAACUGUGCCAAUUGUACUUGUAGGGACAAAACUUGAUUUGAGGGAAGAUAGGCAGUACUUGAUUGAUCAUCCUGGAGUUACACCUAUAACUACUGCCCAGGGAGAAGAGCUGAAGAGGGCUAUUGGUGCAGCUGUGUACUUAGAAUGCAGCUCAAAGACUCAACAGAAUGUGAAGGCUGUGUUUGAUGCUGCAAUUAAGGUUGUUUUGCAGCCUCCUAAGCAAAAGAAAAAACGAAAGAAGAACAGAUCAUGCAUUUUCCUUUAAUUGCUGAUAUUCAUGUUUGAUUCACAUUCUGUAACAUUUGAUUGCAAACUCUACAAUCUUUCUGCUUUCUUGAUUUUUUUUGUUGUUGUUGAUGGAUCCAAAUGAUGUUCCUAUGUUAUAUGUAACUCGAUAUUCAAGGAUAAAUUUUGUUAUAAGAAAUAAUGUCAUUAAUGUUGCACAA
This is a messenger RNA of Trifolium pratense (red clover), 1087 nucleotides long. RefSeq names its product rac-like GTP-binding protein RAC2. The coding region runs from base 316 to 906 and encodes 196 amino acids. Gene Ontology annotation, biological process: cortical cytoskeleton organization; regulation of actin cytoskeleton organization; establishment or maintenance of cell polarity. Gene Ontology annotation, molecular function: GTPase activity; GTP binding; protein kinase binding. The transcript has 7 exons. The record is from RefSeq and is a predicted model, not a curated record. Gene Ontology annotation, cellular component: nucleus; cytoplasmic vesicle; cell projection. Lineage: Eukaryota; Viridiplantae; Streptophyta; Magnoliopsida; Fabales; Fabaceae.